Messenger RNA from Lachancea sp. 'fantastica', 1227 nucleotides. The record is from the annotation of a GenBank genome assembly. Lineage: Eukaryota; Fungi; Ascomycota; Saccharomycetes; Saccharomycetales; Saccharomycetaceae.
AUGAUCGGAGUACGACAUGCAAGCUCUCAACCGCGCAACUUCGCCCGCAAAAUGGUCGCUCGGCUGGUGAAAUCGCAACCCGGAGUUGCUCGAGCAUCAGGCUGGAAACUAUGGACUCAAAACUUGUUUGGAUCCUCUAAACCGCGGCUGGAAGAACUGCAAAAUGCUAUUGUUCAAGACUUGGGAUUGGGAGAUCGUGCAGUAAAUACCAUGGUGAAAGACGAGAUCAAUCAAUGGCAUUUCCACAACCCAAAAGCUCGUCUCAAGAUUCCAACACUACUGGUCCACGGACACGCAGCAUCGGCUAUGGCAUUCCACCGCAACUUUGCUGGCCUCUCAGAUGCGAUCCAGGAUCUUUACGCUAUAGACUUGCCCGCUAAUGGACUCUCAAAAGAUAUACCACUCGAAAUCGCAAUUGGUCGACCGCUUCCACUGCGUUUAAAGUUUCAAAACGACACUUUCAAGCUACCCUACACCAUAGAGCAAUUACAUCACCAUGCCCUGGUCCAGCAAUUUGAGGAUUAUUACGUGGAUGCGCUGGAACAAUGGCGUCGCGACAAUGCUUUGGGUCCCAUCAACGUGGUAGCCCAUUCUUUUGGCGGGUAUCUUUCGUUCAAAUACGCCGUCAAGUAUCCGCAAUCGGUGGCUAAGCUAUGUUUAGUCUCGCCAUUGGGUGUGGAACGCAAUGCUUUCGCAGUCAACAAUCAAUGGAGUAGUAAUACGACUUAUCAUGUCGACAGAAAUAAUCCGGCAUCCAAACACUACGUUCCAUCACGUCCAGCAAUCCCUCGAUUCAUAUUCGAAUCUCAGACGGGUGUUUUGCGUGCUCUGGGUCCACUGGGCGCCAAAUUCUGCUGGAAUUACAUCUGUACGGUUUACCAGCGCGUUCCUAGCUUACACUACAAAAAGUAUCUGUUCGAGAUGUUUUUUGGGAAAGACGGCCUAAGCCAAACUAGCAAGGAUGUGUUCUUAGGUCUUUUCACUAAUCGGCUGCUAGCACGCGAUCCGCUCUUGGAGAGCGUCAAGCAUCUCAGGGCUAAGGAACUGCUAUUGCUAUAUGGAGACCACGAUUGGAUGAAUAGACAAGCGGGACAAUGUCUGGCACAGGAGGCAGAAUCGCGUGGUAUCGCAUCAGAAUAUAACGAAGUUUCAUCUUCCGGCCAUAACUUAUUUUUGGAUAACCCUCUUGAAUUCGACCAGCGUGUGAUUCAGUUUUUAGAACGGUGA